Messenger RNA from Rhizophagus irregularis DAOM 181602=DAOM 197198, 3007 nucleotides. The record is from RefSeq and is a predicted model, not a curated record. NCBI's taxonomy places the organism in Eukaryota, Fungi, Glomeromycota, Glomeromycetes, Glomerales, Glomeraceae.
GGUUGUAAACCAAAAACUUUCAUGCGAUGCGUUUUAACAGUCAAAGAUUUCAGUAUUGCACCUGAGAAAUAUGUUGUGCAAACUUAAACGUUUUCCUUUGAUCGGUUGUGUCCUUUACAUUUUAUUCAUUAUUACGAUCGCUCACGUUACUGCUAUUACUAACGAUGAACUAUCACAAGAUACUGCGACCCAGACACAGUCUGUAAUAAUAACGGAGAAGUCAGACGGUUUAUAUAAGUUGGAAGAAAAACUGAGUGCUGAUGAAAUAUAUCAAAAGGCGUUAAGAAUACUCCGAACAUUGAAAUCAUCACAAAAAAAGCGAUUUGAGUUUGAUGAAACAGAUCCUAGUCUCCUCCUCCUUUCAUAUCGGCUUUUGACAAAGUUUAUCUUCUCCAUUUUCGGAUUACGUUCCCCAGUUGCGGAUAAUUCUGAAAUAGGAAAACGGAUUAUUGCUGAAUAUAAGCAUCCAAAAUUGAUUAGAGCAGUUGAAUUAUUAGAGAAGGCUGCUUUCGAAUAUAAUCAUAAUGGCGCAUUAUUUACUCUUGGAGAAAUAAAUUUUUACGCAAAGUAUACACAUCCUCGUAAUUUAACGGCUGCUCUCUAUUAUUAUCGUGAAUUAGCAAAUCGGUCUGGAAAUGCGACAGCACAACAAAUGAUUGGAUUCAUGUACGCGACAGGUAUAGGAAAUGUUGUUGAAAGAGAUCAGGGAAAGGCUUUAUUAUAUCAUACUUUUGCCGCGCUUGGACGUGAUACUGCCGCGGAAAUGACACUUGGUUAUCGCCACUUAAUGGGUAUUGGAGUGCCACGCAGUUGUGAAGAUGCAGUUUUUUAUUAUAAACGUGUAGCAGAUAAAGCAAUUGAUUAUUAUAAGUCUGGUCCGCCUGGUGGUCAUCAGCUUCCUCCUCCUCCUUUCAAAACCAGAUUAUACGAUGAAGAUGGUGGGGUGUAUGGAUAUGGAGCUAGUGGGGGUCCUGGUCAUGCAUCGAAGCAUGGUGACCAAGCUGUUUUGGAUGAUAUACUAGAGUUUUAUCAUUAUUCAGCUGAAAAUGGAGAUGUAACAGCUCAGCUAGGUUUAGGGCAAUUGUAUUAUCAAGGAACUCGUAAUAUUCAUCAGAAUUUCCAGCGUGCAUACAAUUAUCUCAAGAAUGUUGCUAAUAAAUAUUGGAUAACAGAGAAUCCGUUUGAGGAUCUACCCAAUAUGAACUCUAAGCAAAGGAUUGCUGCUGGACAGGCGGCCGGAAUUUUAGGAAGAAUGUAUUUGCGUGGUGAAGGAGUUGAACAAGAUAACAAAACAGCUCUCAAAUGGUUUAUAAGAGGUGUCCGACUGGAUGAUCCGGCUUCUUGGAAUGGACUCGGUAUUAUGUAUAUGGAAGGUAUUGAAGUGAAAAAAGAUCUUGAACAAGCCAUGCGUUUAUUCAAAUUUGCGGCAGAAAAAGAAUAUACCGAAGCACAAGUGAAUUUGGGUUUAAUUUACUUGCAUCAGAAAGGUAGCUACGAGGCCGCUUUUGAAUUUUUCCGAUUAGCCGCAGAACAAAAACAUAUACUGGCUCAAUAUUACUUAGCUGAAAUGUAUGAGGAAGGAUUAGGGGCUGAAAGAUAUUGUACAGCAGCCGCGUAUUAUAAAAUGGUGGCAGAACGAGGCGAUUGGUUACAUUCACCAUUUCUAAUAGCAUAUACAUCAUAUCGUACAGGUGACAGAGACAGCGCAUUGAUUAACUAUUUACUAGCUGCAGAAAGAGGUUAUGAAUUAGGUCAAGCAAAUACUGCAUGGUUAUUGGAUCAAGAUAAAUCGCGAUGGCAUCCACCACACUUAAUACCAAAGAUAGAUCCAUUUCGGGAGAGAUUGGCAUUAAUUUAUUGGACACGAUCAGCCAAUCAAGGAAAUGUUGAUUCACGUGUAAAAAUGGGAGACUAUUAUUUUAAAGGAUUUGGUACUGAAGUUAAUUAUGAAAAGGCUGCUGCUUGUUAUCAGGUAGCUGCAGAAGUUGAAUUAAGUGCGAUGGCUAUGUGGAAUCUUGGUUGGAUGCAUGAAAAUGGAAUAGGAGUAGCUAAAGAUUUUCAUCUCGCGAAAAGAUGGUAUGAUCAGUCCCUUUCAACCAAUCCUGACGCGUAUCUACCAGUAACAUUGUCUUUAAUUAAAUUAUAUACAAAAAGUUUUUGGAAUUACAUUACCGGAUAUGGAACUUCAGCGGAUGAUUCAGAUGAAUCAUCCAAACGGUUAUGGUAUGAUCCAAUUUUUAAUAGUGAAAGGGAAGAAAGUGAUGGGUCAGUAACGACUAAAGAAACUAAUGAGCGAGAAGGGUGGGAUGCAGUGGGUCCAGAUGAACAAUUAAUUAAAAGUUAUAAUGCCCGUAAAAAAGGCGUUGAUGAAUUUUCCGAAUCUUCGGACAUUACAGAUGAAGAAUAUGAUGAGGAAGAAUAUGAGAGUGAAGAUUUAAUGGAGAAUUUAAUGAUAUUAGUAAUGUGUCUUUUAGUUGGCUGGUUGGUGUAUUUAAGACAAUUGAGAUGGAAUCAAGCAGAAAACAAUCGUGCAGGAGGAGGGGGAGGUGGCGGUGGUGGCGGCGGUGCUGGUGCUGGUGGUGCUGAUGGUGCUCGUGCAUGGUGACAGUGUUGAUAUGGAACUUUACAGCUAUCCAUAAAUUAACUUAUUAUAUCAAUGUGUUGAUUUCCUGAGAACUCUAACUUAUCUCACUAACUUUAUUUACAUGCUAAAAGGAACCAACGUGUGUGAUCAUCAAUUUCUGGUAUUAUCAGAAUUAUAUUGUGCGAGAGAGGAAAAUUAAUAUCCAAAAUCAAAACUUUAUUUAGUAUAAUAAAUUAAUUUUUUAAUUAAUAUUAAUUAAAUCAAACUGAUUUAUUUGAUGAGCUAUAGGACUAAUGUAAUGAUGCAUAUCAUCCGUUGAUAGUUACCUUCAUGUUAUCAAAAAGUAUCGUUCAGACAAGUAUAAAAUCUUAAAACAAAUUCUUUUUUAUUCUUUUUUUUCUUUAAUUAAAUAGCGAUAUUAGC